This is a messenger RNA of Cryptomeria japonica (Japanese cedar), 1020 nucleotides long. RefSeq lists its product as uncharacterized. The transcript is spliced from 5 exons. The record is from RefSeq and is a predicted model, not a curated record. The coding region runs from base 1 to 1020 and encodes 339 amino acids. NCBI's taxonomy places the organism in Eukaryota, Viridiplantae, Streptophyta, Pinopsida, Cupressales, Cupressaceae.
AUGGUUGGUGACUUUAAUGCUAUUAUGGAGUUGGUUGAGAAGUGUGGGGGUACUACGAGACUGGAGCCUUCGGCCUUCUUGUUGCAAGAGCACAUUGUUGUCUUAAACUUUGUGGACGUCAAACCCAAUAAUGGUCAAUUUACUUGGAACAAUUGGAGGACUGGGGAGUUUAGUAUAGCUAAGCGCUUGGAUCAGUUUUUGGUUUCCUGCUUCUGGGAAGAUGUUCCUAGCUACCCUCUGGUGGGAAAAGGAUCAGUGAUUUGGGGAACUCUCAAGAAAGGGGUUGCCUUGAUUAAGUAUUCUAAUUUGAUGACCCUUUGCCAGCGGUUCCUGGAGGUGGGGUGGUCAAGGGUGAGUGAUUUUAAAUUAUUAUACCCAUGUGGGCAAAUGGAAGUCGCCAGAUGGAAAGCCCCGAAUGAGUGGCUAGCAGUUGGUUUUGAUGAGGACUAUGUUGAGCUCCAUAAUAUAUUAUCAGGUAGACAUUGUAGUUCCCUUAAGGAAAAAGAUGGCCUUGCUUGGCUUUUGAAUCCUAAGGGAGUUUAUACGAUUGCAAGUAAUUAUCAUGAACUGUUGGCUGACAAUGUGGAGGAUAUUAAUAAAGAGGCGGUUGAGUUCUUUCUAGCAUUGCUAUCCAAGGAUAACAGAUACAAUCUGGAGCACCAACAAAAUGGUUUAAGUGUUAUCUCGAAGCUGAUAACAGCUGCGCAAAAUCAGGCACUGAUGAAACCCAUUCAAUUUGAGGAUGUUCGAAGUGCGGUUUUCAGUAUGGAAGGUGAAAAAGCACCAGGACCGGAUGGUUUCCCGACCUUUUUCUACCAAAAUUUUUGGGAGAUUGUAGGAAAUGAAGUUUGGGCAGUAGUGGAGGAAUCUCGAGGCAGGGCGAGUGUUGCAAAGGAGCUUAACUGCAGACUAAUUGCCCUUAUACCCAAGGUGGAGCACCCUGCUAAUUUUAAUGAAUUCAGGUCUUGCAGAGGUUUGGCUUCUCCAAAUAAUGGAUUAGCUGGAUACAGGCUUGUAUAG